Molecule: messenger RNA, 162 nt
Organism: Prunus armeniaca (apricot)
Lineage: Eukaryota; Viridiplantae; Streptophyta; Magnoliopsida; Rosales; Rosaceae
Source: the annotation of a GenBank genome assembly
AUGGAGCUUACUCUCCAACAAAUCUAUGUCCACAAGAGGAAGCUUGUCAAGCCUGAUAGGAGACUUAUGCAAGCCUGGCCUCCACUCGGUGUCGAAGGAAAGUUCGCUUCUCAGGGAAACCUGAAGAUCAGAUGUGCUCCUUUACUCGAUUUUCUUGGCUAA